AUGCAAACUACCACCGACCAGAACCACACCGAGGAUCCGAGCUGCAUGAACAGGGUCGCAGUCGAGAACGGAUAUGCAGAUUGUCCUAGUCGGGCCAAAGCACAACACUCGCAGCAGCGUGAGAGCAGUGCGGGCUUCCACGCGCGUCUCCCAAAACGGUAUCCCGUCUACUGCGUAUCCGUAGGUAGUCACAGCGAUCCUCCGGGCAUCCCAUCCCCCUCCCUCGUCGAUUCGCAUGCAUCAGCGCCUACUGCUGUCUUCUGCACUUUGUUUGAAACGAGCCAAGGUCAGAUUGCCCAACGCUCUCGUCAUCCCCCAUUAUCAACCCGUCAAUCUAUAGUCGCUGAUCCUGUGUUGGAUGUGGAGGGGUGGCUGCGAUUGUUGACCAAACAACGCCGCGGAAUAAAGAAUCUCAGUAUGUACUCUGCAGAGCUCGAUGAUAAUGUGACCCGUCGCUCGAUGCAUUCCAAUCACAGCGGCUCCAAGCUUGCGUCCUUGGAAGAGCGGGCGGGAUCUCGCCCUGACCAGGCGCUAGGCUGGCUACGUGCCGGCAUCUUCCCAGCAGGCCCGAGUAUGGACGGCCAGGAGCCAGGAUCAUUUGGUGGGGGCUGCCACGCAUUGGCUGACCUGAGCUGGGCCGUUCAGAUUGACGCAGAUACUUCGUUCAUGGCCGUCACUCUGGGCCAACUGGGAGACGAGCGGUUGGCGGCGCAGCGCAGCGCAGAUAAGCAGACGCAACGUCGUGAGAGUCAUCUAUGGAAUUCUAAAUUGUCGGUGCGCUUGAUGAAGAGGACGACAGAGGGAAGCAUUGAUGGGCGCUUGGAGAUCCGCCAAAGUAAUCUAAUCAACGAAGCCGACAACGAGCCAAAUAUUGUAGGAUUUCCGGACAGCAUCUCGACUUUGAAAGAAAACGGUCAGGGCGACGAGUUCAAUGGCGGCUUGGUAAAGAAUUCUUAA
Molecule: messenger RNA, 957 nt
Organism: Colletotrichum lupini
Lineage: Eukaryota; Fungi; Ascomycota; Sordariomycetes; Glomerellales; Glomerellaceae
Exons: 9
Coding region: 1-957 (318 amino acids)
Source: RefSeq, a predicted model, not a curated record